AUGGAGAAUCUGCCUCAAGCUGGUGAUGCCCAAGGAGGCAUUGAUCCAAGAGCUGAUCACCUUCGACCACAGCGCCAGCCACAACAUCCACCGCGACAAGCUCGCGCCAUUGGAGCCUAUGAUCAACCUCACAUUAAUGGUCAUAGGUUAGGAAUCAGAGCACCACCAGUGGAGAACAACAACUUCGAGAUCAAAUCAGGGCUGCUCAACACCAUAGAGAACAACAAGUAUCAUGAUGCUUUCAAGUUGAAGCUGUUCCCUUUCUCUUUGGGAGACAAGGCACACCAAUGGGAGAAGACUCUUCCAAGCGACACUGUCACCACUUGGGAUGAGUGUAAUAGAGCUUUCCUAGACAAGUUCUUCUCUACUUCAAGGACAGCUAAGAUCAGGAACGAAAUCUCUGGCAAGGAGAGUUUGCUUAGCACCUUCUACAGAGGAGCUCUACCACAGUGCAGAAACAUGCUUGACACUGCCAGCAAUGGUUUCUUCUUGGGGAGAACCGAGGAAGAGGCAGAGGAACUGGUAGAGAACUUGGCUAAGAGUGACUCGGUCUACAGUGAGGAGCAUGAUAGGGUCAACAGAAGUGAUGAUCAACAGACAAAGAAAGAGAUCAAAUCCUUGCAAGAGAAGAUGGACUUGUUUCUUUCCAACCAAGCUAAGCAAGAGCAGAUGAACUUUGUGGGUGGUUCUAAUCAAGAGGUUCCUCCCAAGAUCAAUGAGUACAACAACUACCAGCAAAGGUCCUACUCUAACAACCAGCAAGGAGGAUACCAACAGAAGCAAAACACUCAGCAAGGGAGCUAUCAACCUAGACAAAACACCCCUCCUGGUUUCAACAAUAACAACAAUCAGUCUACUCAGGCUCAAGGAAGUUCUUCCCAAGCUCCAGCUUCAGAUACAAGUGUGGAUGCAAUGUUCAAGAAACUCUUGGAUUUUCAGGCAAAGAAUGAGAAGACAAUGGGUCGCCAACAAGGGGCAUUACCUGGAAAGCCAGAGCAAAAUCCCAAGGAAACUAUGAAAGCAAUCACCCUACGGAGUGGUAAACAGUUAUCUCCAAGAAUUCUCACCAAGGAUGAUGAGAAGGUUGAUGAAGAGAUUCUAGAAAAGAUUGUUGAAGCUAAGGGUAAAGGAAAAGUUGGAGAAGAGAAGAGGACAGUGAAACAUGGUGAAACUGUUACUCCAACAAAGGACUCCUCUUUUGUUCCUCCUCCCUAUGAGCCAAGGCUACCAUUCCCUGGAAGAUUCAAAAGACAGCUAUUGGAGAAGUACAAGACACUCUUUGAGAAACAAAUGAGUGAAGUUCAGAUCAUAAUGCCCAUCAUUGAUGCUUUUAUGCUGGUUCCUCAAUACAGCAAAUUCUUGAAAGAUGCUGUAGCUACAAAGAAGAAAGAGAUGGAGGGCAUGAUGAUCCUUACCCACGAGUGCAGUGCCAUUAUCCAGAGGUUAGAUGUUCCAAGGAAGCUAGUGGAUCCAGGAUGUUUCACCUUACCUUGUGCUCUAGGACCCAUGAUUCCUAUAGGUAUUUUAGAAGACCUCCCCUUGAUGGUUGGUAACUUUGAGAUCCCUACUGAUUUUGUUGUGUUGGAGAUGGGGGAGGAAGCCCAAGACCCUUUGAUCCUUGGAAGACCAUUCUUAGCCACAGCAGGAGCUAUUGUGAAUGUUAGACAAGGAAAGUUUGAUCUUCAUCUUGGACAAGGGAACAUUCUCCACUUUGACAUCAAUGAAGUGAUGAAGAAGCCAACCAUCCAGAACCAAGUUUUCUACAUUGAUGAAAUGAAUGCUCUAGCUGAUGAGCUUCUAGAGGAGUUGGCACUUGAAGACUCUCUACAGCAUGCUUUAACAAUCGAGAGAGAAGUCCAAGUGAUUGAGAACAAGGAAAGUGAUGCCUAUGUGAAGAUGUUGGAUUCUCACAAGGGGAUUAGUGGUGAAGGUCAGAAUGAGGAGCUUACAUAUGAGGCUCACCAUGCUUCCUCGGCCACUCAAUAA
Molecule: messenger RNA, 1986 nt
Organism: Brassica napus (rape)
Lineage: Eukaryota; Viridiplantae; Streptophyta; Magnoliopsida; Brassicales; Brassicaceae
Exons: 7
Coding region: 1-1986 (661 amino acids)
Source: RefSeq, a predicted model, not a curated record